CAAGGCACGCGCAAUUUUUUUUAAAAAGCGCGCGCUUUUCAAUUCUGUACAGCGGUUUCUCACCUCAAUCUCCCAUCAACCUUUGCAGUCGUUCGUCUCUUUGACUUCGUUUACUUUUGAUGGCUGACUCCGACAAUGAGCAAAAUAAGUCAAAUCUCGUAGUCAACCAACACUAUGAUGAAACUGUUGAGGUAAACGACGACGAGGAAGUAGCAAGCACUUUUACACCAAGCCCAAGGCCAGGAGGGAGCCGGCCUAAUGCUCCUGGCAGGUUAUCAAUGUCCAUGACUGACCAAAGUGAUGAUGAAUUUGAGCAUGAUAGCUUAGCUGACAAAAAGGGACCAGUUGGCUAUGGUCAACCAGGAGGAGGGGUCGGAGCUGGUGGUGGUGGUAUUAGUGCCGAUCCAUCCCAGAUGAACCAAGAAAGGAUCAAACCUUUAUCAGAAGGAAUAGGCAAUGAUGAUGACGAUGAUGAUGAUGAAGGAGAUGAUCAGAGUGAUAGCUCAGAUGAUGAUGAUGAUGAUGAUGACAACCAUGGUCCUGCAGUUGAGGGUGCGUAUGAUCCAGCAGACUAUGAGCACCUUCCUGUAAGCCAAGAAAUCAAGGAACUCUUUCAGUAUAUCACUCGCUAUACACCCCAGACUAUUGACCUAGAGCAUAAAUUAAAGCCGUUCAUACCUGACUUCAUCCCUGCUGUUGGAGAUAUUGAUGCUUUCAUUAAGGUAACUCGUCCUGAUGGUAAACCAGAAACCCUUGGUCUUCUAGUGCUGGAUGAGCCCACUGCAAGACAGUCUGAUCCUACAGUUCUUGAUUUGCAAUUGAGGACAAUAUCAAAGCAAACCAAUCUCAAAGCUAUGACUGUGAGGAGUAUAGAUGACGUGGAGAAGAAUCCCAAAGCAAUUGAUACCUGGAUUGACAGCAUCAGGGAACUACAUCGACAAAAACCUGCUCCAACAGUUCAUUAUCAAAGAAAUAUGCCUGACAUUGAAGAUCUUAUGCAGGAAUGGCCAUCACAAUUUGAAGAUCUGUUAAACACAGUAGGACUUCCAUCUGCUGAGCUAGAUGUUGAUCUUGCUCAGUAUGUUGACCUCAUAUGUGGCAUCCUUGAUAUUCCAGUACACAAAAACAGAAUCCAUUCACUGCAUGUCCUCUUCACACUGUUUUCAGAGUUCAAGAAUUCUCAGCACUUCCAUCAACUUGCUAAGGACAACCAGUUAUCAAAUGAGCUAAAGAAGCCAUCAGACAUAAAUGAGAUGACAGGAGCUACAGAACAACUCACCUUGAAUGAUUCUCAGGCUCUCACAUUUGAAUAAGAAUAUGUUUAUCCAAGAAAAACAUGUUAAAGUAUCAGACACAACAUGCUUGUAGUAAUCUCAUGGUUCUAUAGAUCAAAAGCUAGUAAUUGAACUGCAUUAUACACAUAAGGAUUCUAGACCUCUUAAAAUCUGAGAUUGUACAUGAUAGACUAGCACAUGAUAGCAAAUUCUAUUGUAAACUUAGGAGCCCUUGUAAAUCUGAUGUAAAGCCAGUGUACAUAUUUUUUGACAUAAUAACUUAGAAUGGCUUAUUUUGCAUGGUGUAGAGGAUUUUAAGAGAUGACAAGCUUUGCAGGAUUCAUUUUUAAUUCAGUUAUAAUAGGUAACACUUUGUUUAAAAUUGUGCAACAUUUUAGCAUUCAAAGGUCAAUGCCAUACUGUAUUUAUAUACACCAAUUGAGAUUAAAAUUAAUAGUUACCACAAUA
Molecule: messenger RNA, 1742 nt
Organism: Actinia tenebrosa (Australian red waratah sea anemone)
Lineage: Eukaryota; Metazoa; Cnidaria; Anthozoa; Actiniaria; Actiniidae
Product: intraflagellar transport protein 46 homolog
Biological process (GO): intraciliary transport; cilium assembly
Cellular component (GO): microtubule organizing center; intraciliary transport particle B; motile cilium
Source: RefSeq, a predicted model, not a curated record